AUGGAUAAUGAAGUAUUGAUUACAAAUCAACCGAUUGUUAUUGAUAAUGGUUCUGGAAUGAUCAAAGCCGGUUUUGCCGGUGAUCCAAUACCAAAAAUAAAUUUUCCAAAUUAUGUCGGCCGUCCAAAACAUGUACGUGUUAUGGCUGGUGGUUUAGAAGGUGAUAUAUUUAUAGGACCUAAAGCUGAAGAAUAUCGUGGACUUUUACAUAUUGCACAUCCAAUGGAACAUGGUAUUGUACAAGAUUGGAAUGAUAUGGAAAAAAUUUGGACAUAUAUUUAUUCAAAAGAUCAAUUAAGAUCAGCAUCUGAAGAACAUCCAGUUUUAUUAACAGAAGCUCCAUUAAAUCCAAGAAAAAAUCGUGAAAAAGCAGCAGAAAUAUUUUUUGAAACAUUUAAUGUUCCUGCUUUAUUUAUUUCAAUGCAAGCUAUACUUAGUUUAUAUGCAAGUGGAAGAACGACGGGUGUUGUACUUGAUUCCGGAGAUGGCGUUACACAUGCUGUACCUAUUUAUGAAGGUGAUUUUCAACUUAUUCUCAUGAAUCUACCCAGAAUAUUACCUGGGAUUUUAGGUACUCGGUCAGCCAAUAGUGAACUUUCAAAUGCCCGAUGUGUAUAUAAUCGCGCAGAUGAAGUAGAACUCAGUCGAUUGUUACAACUUGUUCUCAGUUGUGCUGUCAACAGUGAGCGAAAACGAUAUUAUAUAGAAUAUAUUAGGUCGUUAGAAGAAUCUGUUCAACAUACGCUCAUGAAUGCUAUUCAAGAGCUAAUGGAUAAAGAGCAACUGCCGAUCAAGAAGAAAGAUCCGGAACUUGAAUAUCAAUUGAAACAUCUUUCGGAAGAACUCAAUCGUACAAUUAAAGUCAAAGAUACAAUCGAAAAUCAUUGUCAUGAACUGAAUCAACAGAUUGUUGUACUUCAAAACGAUAAAUUGGAUUUAAUGCAAGAAAUAUCAUGUCUAAAUGAACGUAUUCAACAAUACGAAAAUGUCACAAAUGUUGAAUCGGCAUCAUAUAUUUGUUACAGUAAUUUACAACAACAACGUAUUCAAUCACAACAAGAAGAAAUAUUUGAACUUGAAAUAACUCUACAAGAUUGUCGAGCACAACUGGAUAUUUUACGAGAUGAAAAUAAAGAACUUCUUAAAAAAGUAGAUCCAUAA
Molecule: messenger RNA, 1161 nt
Organism: Rotaria sp. Silwood2
Lineage: Eukaryota; Metazoa; Rotifera; Eurotatoria; Philodinida; Philodinidae
Source: the annotation of a GenBank genome assembly